AAACUGAACAUUCACCCCUACUUGCGCGUGGAAGACCGAUGAGAUUCGGAUAUUGAAAGGCCAAUGUUGAGCUUUUACAAACUUUCCGCUUUAAACGAGAUUAUUUGGAUUCUCAAGCACGUCUACGGACUACUUAGUACUUCUCUUAAUUUCAGAUUUUUAAAUUUAAAUUAAAAAUGGUUUAAAAUUUAGCAAAUUACUUCCACAUUCCCAAAAAUCCCAUUCAAAUCGAAUAAAUUGACGAAGAAAAUUGGAAGUCUUUGUCAAUUCUCCCCUUUUUGUCCCAAUCUUCUCCAUUUGCUAGGGCUCUUAUCUUUGCUAAUCGAAUUUCCAUUAUUGGCAGAAAACUUUGUUGAGUUACCAGACGACAGAUACCAAUAUAAUUCAAGGUAAAAUGAGUGUUGUUGGGUUUGAUAUUGGAAAUGAGAAUUGUGUUGUUGCUGCUGUGAUACAAAGGGGGAUUGAUGUGUUGUUAAAUGAGGAAUCGAAAAGGGAGACACCAGGUGUGGUAUCAUUUGGGGAGAAGCAGAGGUUAUUUGGUUCUGCAGCUGUUGCUUCUGCGACUAUGAAUCCUACAUCUACUAUCUAUCAGGUGAAAAGACUGUUAGGUCGGAGAUUCGAUCAUCCUAAGGUUCAAGAUGAUUUAAGGUUGUUCCCCUUUGGGACUUCUGAGGGUCCUGAUGGUGGUAUUUUGAUUCAUGUACAAUAUUUAGGGGAGCAACAUAAUUUUACUCCUGUGCAACUGUUGGCAAUGCUUUUUUCACAUUUGAAGCAGACAGCCGAGAAAAGUUUGGAAGCACCUUUUAAAGAUUGUGUGAUUGGAAUACCCUCUUACUUUACUAAUUUGCAGCGGUGCCUUUAUCUGGAUGCUGCUGCUAUUGCAGGUCUUAAGCCUAUAAGGUUGCUGCAUGAUUGCACAGCUACUGCCCUCGGUUAUGGGAUUUACAAGACAGACUUCUCUGACAAGGGCCCAUCCUAUGCUGCCUUUGUUGAUAUUGGACAUUCUGAUACUCAAGUUGCAGUUGUUGCGUUUGCACCUGGACACAUGAAAGUACUUUCUCAUGCCUCUGACAGUAACUUAGGGGGUCGAGACUUUGAUGAGGUGCUCUUUCGUCACUUUGCAGGGCUAUUUAAGCAGAACUAUAACAUUGAUAUUUAUUCUAGUCGCCGAGCUUGCAUUCGGCUCCGGUUAGCUUGUGAGAAAUUGAAGAAGGUCUUGAGUGCAAACCUUGAAGCACCGCUUAACAUUGAGUGCUUGAUGGAUGAGAAAGACGUGAAAGGCUUUAUUACAAGGGAUGAAUUUGAAAAGCUCUCGUCAGAUCUUUUGAAGGGGAUAGCUGAACCAUGUCAAAAAGCUCUGAUAGAUUCUGGUGUCGCAGUUGAGAAGAUUCAGUCUGUUGAGCUUGUUGGUUCAGGAUCGCGAAUACCAGCCAUUACCAGAGUUCUGUCAUCAGUUUUUGGAAAAGAACCUAGUCGCAAGCUAAAUGCCAGUGAAUGUGUUGCUCGUGGUUGUGCACUGCAAUGUGCUAUGUUUAGUCCAAACUUUCGCGUGAAAGAUUACCAGGUGGAGGAUUCUCAACCAUUCUCCAUAGGUUUUUGUUUACUUGAGGAUGGCCCCAUACAUGCACUUCCAAAUGGUGUAUUAUUUCCUAAAGGUCACUCAAUUCCUAGCGAAAAGGUGCUUACAAUGUGUAAAAGCAGUGAAUUUCAAAUGGAAGCCUUCUAUGUUGAUGAACAUGAAUUACCUCCAGGUGUAUCUCCAAAAAUCAGCAUUUUUAAGAUUGGUCCUUUUCCGGUGGCUGAUACUGAAAGUGCUAAUGUGAAGGUGAAAGCUGUUCUCACUCUAGAUGGGACAGUCACUUUACAAUCUGCCUUUCUUGUAGGGGGCUCUGUAGACGAACCAGUUAUGAGAAGCAACCCAGACAUAUCCUCGGGAUCGAUGGAAGCAGAAUUUGAGAAUCAAUCUCCCGAUGCAGAAAUCAGUGCUGUAGAUAAGCAUUUUGCAUCCAAGCCAUUUUCAGCAUCCUAUAAUCACAAUAGGAAGGAUAAAACCAUGGCUCGGUUGGCAUUACCAAUUGAUGAGUGUGUAUUAGGUCGCACAACUGAUACAGAAUUUCUAAAAGCUACAGAAGCUGCACUAGCCGAUCAGGACUACAAGGUUGAGCAAGCCAAAGAGAAGAAAAACACCCUUGAGUCUUAUGUGUAUGAAACUCGCAAUAAGAUUUUGAGUACAUACAAGGAUUAUACUUCAGAGCCAGAAAAGGCAGCCAUCUGUGAGAAGCUACAGCAGACCGAGGACUGGCUUUACGAGGAUGGAGUUGAUGAAUCUGCACAUGUUUAUGCUGACAGGCUGCACGAUCUUAAAAAGUUGGUGGAUCCAAUCAAAUACCGCUAUAAGGAAAACGAGAGCUGGCAACAUGCAGUGAAUACUGCGGUUGACACGAUAAAAGAAUGUCAGAUAGCUGCACGAUCACUUACAGACAAUGAAAAAGAAACUGUUCUAGCUGAAUGCACUAAUUUGGAACAGUGGCUGAGAGGCGCAACUCAAGAGCACGAUUUGCAGCCCAAAUAUGAUGAUCCAGUGAUAUGCUCAAGAGACAUUGAAGAAAGUGCAAAAAAAUUACGAGAGUUUUGCAGGCACAAAUUAAAUGCAAAAGGUUAUCAUGGUGGAUCAGACGAUAACGCAUACUCAGAUCACAAGAGCAAAGGAGAUGACAUGCAAGUAGAUUAACGUCCCAUUCCACUUAACAUUAUGGCCGUACUCAAAUGAUUACGGUCAGCAUGAAUCUCUUUUUUCAGGUCUUUGGCGAAGUAUUAUUAACCUGUGUGGCUUUUACACAGUAGAUCCAAUCAGAAGUCCAUGAUUUACGAUUGUACAAACAGUUAACUCAAUCCAACAUUCCUAGCCACCGCUACAACAAGGCAAAGAAAGCGCUAAACGUAGCCUAUUUUAGCCACGCGAUGUCACAAACAUGUAUACUUGCGUGUGCCUUGAUGAGUUAUGAUGAGUUAGAAACAUUCAUAUAGUAUCUUCGGAUAUCUGUCUUUUUCUAUAGCAUAGCUAUUGUUACCAAUGCAAUUUUAGUGUGCCGUUUCUUGAUACAUACAUUAGAUACAUUUUGUCUUCGACCGCCAUUUUGUUCGUUGAUGUAAUCUUAUUUUAUAAGUAAUUAAUCUU
Molecule: messenger RNA, 3178 nt
Organism: Amaranthus tricolor (Joseph's coat)
Lineage: Eukaryota; Viridiplantae; Streptophyta; Magnoliopsida; Caryophyllales; Amaranthaceae
Product: heat shock 70 kDa protein 16
Exons: 10
Coding region: 395-2731 (778 amino acids)
Biological process (GO): protein folding
Cellular component (GO): nucleus; cytosol
Molecular function (GO): ATP binding; ATP-dependent protein folding chaperone
Source: RefSeq, a predicted model, not a curated record